AACGGAAGAGAGCAUAAAAUAACAAAAUAUUUGUUGUAUUAAAAACAAAACAUACGAUAAGGUCUGAAAUGUGAUAUCAAUUUAUUUGAUUUCUUUGUUUGACUAUAGUUGUGUUGUUAAUAAAUAUUGCUUUUGCGUACAAAAUUGUGAUAAAAAUCAGCAAUUGUAAGAGAAGCACAAAGCAAGGCAAUUGACGACUGACCAAUGCAGUUUAUGCAGCUAAAAAUAAAUGCAGUGUUUAUUUAUUUGGAAUAUUGUAUAGUUUUGCAUUCCAUCUGUUAAUAUUAAGAAAUUGGAAAUAUUUAUCGGAUGCAGUGAACAGUGUGACGUUUUUAAUAUAAUUGUUUACAACUAGCCACAGUUACGCUAAACUAUUAGUAACGACUAAGAUUUGAAUAUUGUUUAAUUUUUCAAGUUGAAAAUAAUUUGACUAAAAUGAACAAAUAUUGCGUUCUUUUGGUAUUACUAUGUAUUUUUGGAAAUCGUCACUCUUAUGAAGUAUAUGCUUUCCACAGUCAAGUACGUUUAUCUCCAAUUAUUUUCGUUCCAGGCGAUGGAGGUACUCAAUUAAGAGCAAAAUUGAAUAAGUCAAGUUCACCACAUUAUAUUUGCCAAAAACAGUCAGAUUGGUAUAGUAUAUGGUUAAAUCUAGACCAACUGAUACCCGGAGCUAUAGAUUGUUGGGUCGAUAACAUUAAAUUAUAUUAUGAUAAUAUAACACGUACCACGCAUAACACACCAGGCGUUACUAUAAGUAUUCCCGAAAAUGGCUGGGGUGAUCCCGAAAUUGUAGAAUGGAUUGAUCCAACCCGUAAUAAGAACGGUGCUUAUUUUAAGGAUAUUGGUGAUAUGCUUGUAAAAGAAUUUAAUUAUGUACGUUUGAAAAAUUUACACGGUGCACCAUAUGAUUUUCGAAAAGCACCAAAUGAGCAGAAACAAUUUUUUAUUGAUUUAAAACAACUUGUUGAAACCAGUUACGAGCGCAAUGAUAGAACUCCAGUUACUUUUAUAUCACAUAGUAUGGGUAGCCCUAUGACAUUAGUUUUUCUACAACAACAAACAUACGCAUGGAAGAAAAAGUAUGUGAAACGUAUCAUUAGUCUUGCUGGAGCCUGGGCAGGCAGUAUAAAAGCUGUUAAAGUUUUCGCCAUGGGUGACGAUUUAGAUGCGCUUCUUUUAAGUGCAGAUAAAUUAAAAGCUGAACAAAUAUCAUGUCCAUCCACUGCUUGGUUAUUGCCAUCUCCGUACUUUUGGAAAACCAAUGAGGUCAUUAUACACGCUCCUAAUCGCGACUAUACCAUGUCUCAGUUAUCAAAUUUCUUUACUGAUAUUGAUUAUCAAAUUGGCUGGGAAAUGCGUAAAGAUACAUUAAAAUAUACACUAAAUUUCAGUCCUCCAGAUGUUGAAUUGCACUGCUUAUAUGGAGAUAAUAUGGAUACUGUGGAAAAAUUGCGUUAUAAAAAGACUCCAAUCGUGAAUGAGAAGCCUGAACUUAUAUUUGGCAGAGGAGAUGGUACUGUAAAUAGGCGUUCACUAGAAGCUUGUCAGCAUUGGAUUGGAUACCAAAAUGAAAGUAUAACAUAUAUGUCCUAUAGUCAUGUAGAUCAUAUGGGUAUUUUAGCAAAUGUAAAUGUUUUAAAAUACAUUAAAAAUGUAAUAUCUAAGGAUUUGUAAUAAGCUUUAAGACAAUAUCUACGAUCAGGGACUGUAACAGUUAUUAAUUAAAAAAAAUAAAUAAUAAGUUUAAUCAUUCGGCUUUUAAAAUAAA
Teleopsis dalmanni is the source of this 1768-nucleotide messenger RNA. RefSeq names its product phospholipase A2 group XV-like. The record is from RefSeq and is a predicted model, not a curated record. Gene Ontology annotation, biological process: lipid metabolic process. Lineage: Eukaryota; Metazoa; Arthropoda; Insecta; Diptera; Diopsidae. The transcript is spliced from 5 exons. The coding region runs from base 436 to 1674 and encodes 412 amino acids.